AGCACUUCUCUGUGGUCCAUUUUCAGGGCCGAAUGCAACAUUUGUCCUCAUUGACAGCAAGAUGAACUGGACUGAGGCCCAGAGCUACUGCAGAGAACACCACACAGACCUGGCCAGUGUGAGAAACGAGACGGAGAACCAGCAGAUUGUUGAGCUGUUACCUGCAGGGAUAUAUUGGAUCGGCCUUUACAGAGACUCCUGGAAGUGGUCCGAUGGGAGCAACUCCUCCUUCAAGUACUGGGCAGAAAAUAACCCUAACUACAGAGCUUUUAAGGUUUGUGUGGCUGCAGCUUUCAACAACUCUGGAAAAUGGGAGGACUUGGACUGUGGAGUGAAGAAACCAUUCAUUUGCUACGGAUCUGUGCCUGUUUCAAUGCAAGUGAUAAAGGUGAGGGUGGAGAAACCAAACUGUGUGGAUCUGAAAGACCCCGCUUUUCUGGAUGCGAUGUUGGUGGAGGUAAAUCAU
Messenger RNA from Notothenia coriiceps (black rockcod), 466 nucleotides. Its product is annotated as lectin BRA-3-like. The record is from RefSeq and is a predicted model, not a curated record. NCBI's taxonomy places the organism in Eukaryota, Metazoa, Chordata, Actinopteri, Perciformes, Nototheniidae. The transcript has 2 exons. The annotation marks the transcript as partial.